AUGUCGCAGUAUGCAUCGUCCUCUGGAUGGACAUCAUUUUUGAAAUCGAUUGCCUCCUUUAAUGGGGAUUUGUCGUCGCUGACUGCGCCGCCCUUCAUCUUGUCGCCUGUGUCGCUGGCGGAAUACUCGCAGUACUGGGGCGAGCAUCCAGACCUGUUUCUUGCGCCCAAGCUCAUCACGGAAGCAGACGGCAAGGUGUCUGCGGAGGAGCGCAGGAUGCUGGCGGUGGUAAAAUGGUUCAUAGCGACUUUGAAAUCGCAGUACUGCUCGCGCAGCGAAGCAUUGGGCUCGGAGAAGAAGCCGUUGAAUCCCUUUCUGGGCGAGUUGUUUGUGGGCAGCUGGCAGAACAAGGGGCACCCGGAGCUCGGCGAAGUGGUGCUGUUGUCGGAGCAGGUAUCCCACCAUCCGCCCGUGACCGCGUACACAAUAUUCAAUGAUAAAAACAAGGUCCGCCUGCAGGGCUAUAACCAGGUGAAGGCGUCGCUCUCCAAGAUGUCUCUGAAUGUUAAGCAGUUUGGGCACGCGCUGCUGGAGUUGGGCGACUUGGAUGAGCAGUACCUCAUCACGCUACCGCCCCUUCAUUUGGAAGGCCUCUUAGCCGCUUCUCCGUACGUGGAGCUGGAAGGCAAAUCAUGCAUCCAGGCAUCCAAUGGUAUGUACUGCUCCAUUGAGUACUCCGGAAAGGGCUACUUCUCAGGCAAGAAGAACUCGUUCAAGGCCCGGAUUUUCAGAUCCAGUGGCGAUGCCGAGGAUAAGGAUAAGGCGCUGUACACCAUCAGCGGCCAAUGGUCUGGGCUCUCCCACAUAAUAGACCACAGGAAUUCCUCCUCCAAGAAGGGUGAGGAACUCUUCUACGACUCGUCCAAAACAAGUAUAGAGUCGCUCCACGUGAAACCCAUCGACGAGCAACACCCUCUAGAGUCCAGAAAGGCCUGGCAGAAAGUCGCCGCUGCAAUCAUCUCCGGUGACUUCGACACUAUCCACCGGGAAAAGACCGCAUUGGAACAGUCCCAGAGGGAACUUCGCAAAGAAGAAGAGGCCAAGGGCAUCAAUUGGCGCAGGCGGUGGUUCAAGGAUGUCGACUACAGUGCCGGUACCUCGGACAAUGCCUUCAUAAAAUUGGCUGCUUUGGCCCAGCUUUCGACUAGAAAUGUCCCCAGCGGUACGCCUGUAUCCAAAGAUCCAAAGAGCGACAAUGUCCCAGUCGUACACUGGCGGUUUGUCCGGAAACUAUGGGAUGAGGAAACGGAGAUCAAGUUGUAG
This is a messenger RNA of Eremothecium gossypii ATCC 10895, 1263 nucleotides long. RefSeq names its product OSBP family protein. NCBI's taxonomy places the organism in Eukaryota, Fungi, Ascomycota, Saccharomycetes, Saccharomycetales, Saccharomycetaceae. Gene Ontology annotation, molecular function: oxysterol binding. The transcript has a single exon. Gene Ontology annotation, biological process: exocytosis; piecemeal microautophagy of the nucleus; endocytosis. Gene Ontology annotation, cellular component: membrane; intracellular membrane-bounded organelle; cytosol. The coding region runs from base 1 to 1263 and encodes 420 amino acids. The record is from RefSeq and is marked provisional.